Messenger RNA from Salarias fasciatus (jewelled blenny), 1873 nucleotides. RefSeq names its product sodium channel, voltage-gated, type I, beta a (gene scn1ba). Gene Ontology annotation, molecular function: sodium channel inhibitor activity; transmembrane transporter binding. Gene Ontology annotation, biological process: regulation of heart rate by cardiac conduction; regulation of sodium ion transmembrane transporter activity; cardiac muscle cell action potential involved in contraction. NCBI's taxonomy places the organism in Eukaryota, Metazoa, Chordata, Actinopteri, Blenniiformes, Blenniidae. Gene Ontology annotation, cellular component: voltage-gated sodium channel complex. The transcript is spliced from 8 exons. Bases 505 to 1731 code for a protein of 408 amino acids. The record is from RefSeq and is a predicted model, not a curated record.
UGCGCACCUCCACAGCAGCAGGCGCGGAACCCGCAGGCGCGGAACCCGCAGGCGCGGAACCCGCCGGCGGGGCGACAGGGGCAGGAGCCCCCACGACGGCAGGCGACUUGGGGGGACGCCCUCGUGUCGGGGGCUGCGCCACCUCCACCGGCUCCUCCGGCAGAACAUGGGCGGGCUUCAGACGAUCCACCCAGUCGCAGCCCGUAAGGGAGGCACGGAGGGCAGUCUUCAUAGAGCGGUGAAAACGCUCGCACAGCCCAUUAGCCUGAGGGUUAAACGCCGUGGUGCGGUGGAGCUUCACCCCGAGGCCCCUCGCCACCGCCGUCCAGAGCUCGGAGGUGAACUGAGGACCCCUGUCCGAAGCGACGUCCCGCGGAGUGCCGAAACGGGCCACCCAGGUGGAAAUGAAGGCCCGUGCCACCUCCGCCGACGUCGUCGAAGCCAGUGGAACCACCUCCGGCCACCUGGUGGUCCGGUCCACCAUCGUCAGGAGAGCUGGUCUCCAUGGUGACGGUGCAGCAGCCCCCCAUCGUCCCCGCCAUCCGGGGGCAGGAUGUGGUUUUGCCCUGCUUCCUCCGCCUCUACCCAGAAGACCAGCUGACAGAGCCGCCAGUGCUGUACUGGAAGUUCAACCCACAGAGCCAGAUCCGGGUGUGGGUCCCCUCGGAGACGUACCAGGGACGCGUGUCCCGGCUGAACGGCAGCUCCGACUCCCAGGACUACUCCAUCAGGCUCAGGGAUGUGCGGUGGUCCGACGGGGGUCUGUACCUCUGCAUGCUCACAGUCACCACCAAGACCCGGGACAGCUUCAGACGCAGCGGAAAUCGGACCGCCCUGGGCGUCCACGACCGCCUGGUCCUGGUCCGGGGCGGUCCGGGAGACUCCUGGCUCGGCUGUGAGGUGAACGUGUCGCGGGAUGCCGACUUCACCCUGUCUGUCCUCCACCGGGGGGCGCUGCUGCAGCCGGUGGCCGGGGACCGGGACGCCGCGGGGGGGGCCCAGCCCUUCGUCACGCUGUCCCAGACCGUCUCUCUGCAGGGACCUGGACGCUACGAGUGUCGGCUGCUUCUGCAGGGACAGCUGGUCACAGCGAGCAGCUUCCACGUCAACCGGACAGCGGCGGCGUGCGGCGGCGCCUGCGUGGAGGUGGAGUCCGACACGGAGGCGGUGGCCGGCGAGCCCUUCAAGCUGGGCUGCAUCUCCUGCAAGACCCGGGGCGAGGUGAAGGCCGAGGCCUCCGUCAGCUGGGCCUUCAUGGCCAAGGGCGACACCCAGUUCUCCGAGCUGUUUUUCUAUGAGACGUCCCCGGGCCUGAUCCUGGACGAGCGCUUUGAGGACCGCCUGAACUGGAGCGGCAGCAAGAACACCAGGGACCUGCAGGACGGCUCCAUCUACAUCCUGAACGUGACCUUCAACGACACGGGGACGUACCGCUGCUUCUUCAACCGCGUCCUCAUCCACACCAACCACAAGGUGUCCUCCAACCCCAACAGGACCAUCGUGCUGACCGUGGUCCCCCGACUCACCCGGGAGAUGGCCUCCAUCCUGUCGGAGGUGAUGAUGUACGUGUCCAUCGUGGGGCUGCAGCUGUGGCUGGUGGUGGAGAUGAUCUACUGCUACCGGAAGAUCUCUGCUGCUGGAGAGGAGGCGCUGAGGGAGAACGCGGCCGAGUACUUAGCCAUAGCCUCGGAAAGUAAAGAGAACUGUGCAGGUGAAGCAGCGGCGGAAUAGCGGCGGUCCAGGAGGGACUCCAUCUGGCUCCUCUGAGGAGUUUCACACCCUCCUCCGUGACCCCGCCUCCUCCCGGCGCCUCCCUGUGGGCGGAGGACGGCUUGUCUGACCACGAGGACCGAGGUGUGAGUCUCCUGUGAGG